Molecule: messenger RNA, 475 nt
Organism: Tilletiaria anomala UBC 951
Lineage: Eukaryota; Fungi; Basidiomycota; Exobasidiomycetes; Georgefischeriales; Tilletiariaceae
Exons: 2
Coding region: 34-222 (62 amino acids)
Biological process (GO): mitochondrial electron transport, cytochrome c to oxygen
Source: RefSeq, a predicted model, not a curated record
CUCAGACAAACAGAUCGACGGAACUUUUACACAAUGCCAGCUGCAGCCUCUCUCCCUGCCAUGACCGGAAAGCUGCGCAAGAGGCUCAUCUUCGAUCUCUCCGUUGCGCUCGGAGGCGGCACCGCCCUUGGCUACGCAUACUGGUACGGCGUCCACAUUCCCUCUGUCCAGCGUCGCGACGCGUUCUACGCCAAGCUGCAGUCGAGCAAGUCGGAAGAGUGAAGCGCGCGAGGCAUCCACAUGCUGCUCCUACCCGCGUCAUGCGCGUCAUUUAGGCAUCCCAGCCGCAGCCGCAAUACAUGUAGAUGACAAGUACCUGGCUUAUGGUAUUACUCUUCGCUUGAGGACCCGUCUACUACCCGACUUUCCCACCUUUUAGGUACUUGGGCCAAUAUACGUCGGGUUUUACGUUUGAGCAGACGCAGUGAGAGCGCCGCAUCCAUGGCGGUUGCCAUAUUCUCCGCACCUUGGGAUC